Messenger RNA from Lineus longissimus, 12199 nucleotides. RefSeq lists its product as uncharacterized. The transcript has 9 exons. NCBI's taxonomy places the organism in Eukaryota, Metazoa, Nemertea, Pilidiophora, Heteronemertea, Lineidae. Gene Ontology annotation, molecular function: metal ion binding. The record is from RefSeq and is a predicted model, not a curated record. Bases 629 to 8236 code for a protein of 2535 amino acids.
UUUGCAGCUGAUGACAUUUCCUGAAAAAGGUCGUCAUAACAGCGUUUUUUCGCCCAUUUGCUGUCUUUUACUCAUAAUUGCAUAUAUAUAACAAAUAAUGAUGGUAUAAGGGACAUUUUAAACGAGUCGGCUUUAAAAUCAAAGCCUUAAGAUACCAUCCGUGGCCUCUCCAUUUCACCUUCAAAAAUCCAUGUCGACCGAUCUCGAUCAGUUUCAGAGUUUGUCCCCGCAACAACAGCACAAACAACACGUACGUUUUGACAAACGAAAGCCUCUAAUUCGCUAGGGAGCCAGGACACGUUAGCAAAAUCAUCGAAGCUUUAGUCGGAGAUUAGAAAUCGAAUCUGAUACCUGCCAACCAUAAACUAAAGUAUUUUUAUCUCGCCAAGCAACAUGGAUUCUGUGAGUGAUAAUUCGAUAUGCUAUGUAAGAAAAGAACAGUCCAACAGUCUUCACGGACACAACAUCGAAGAACCUGAAAUGGCUUGGCAGUAGACUGGCUGAAUUGGCCAUCAGGCUUUAAGCCUAUCCUUUCAUUUUAAAAUAGAAACAAAUAUGGCUUUUAUUGCCAUUGAACAUGGUUAUCCAGACUUUUAUUCUAAGUUUUGUGCCAAGAUGGUUUUCCUAGAUGCGGUAUCCCGAGAGUAAGAUGUCCCUGGACUCGGCCAUGCCAACCUCUUCCAUACAGGCCUGGCUUGGCCAGGAGUUGGAGACAAGGGGCAUUGAUGCCAUGAUUUAUACUCGCUAUAUACUGAGCAUUCUGCAGCAGGACAGCUUCGAGUUCGAGCACAUCGAGUCGGAUCUGUUCCCAAUGAAGAAGGACUUGGUACAAGGGAAGAAGGAGUUUCCUCCAAAGGGGAAGACUAGGAUGAAGAAGGGUGAUCGUCGCUGGUCAGUUGAUGGAGAGGAGAUGAAGAAGACAGUUGCUGUUGAAUGUCUCAUGUCAGUGUCUGAUGUGACUGAAAAGGAUGAAGGUUUGAAGAAAUUAGUUGAGGAGACCUAUAGGAAACUGAAGGAACAGCAGCAUCUUGAUGAAACGACAUGUGAAGUCCCUGGAAGCGUAUGUGUCUCCCCUGUUGCAAGGUCUGCUUCUCCUAGAGCGCCUGCAGCUGUACCCAGCCCACCCAUCCCAGCUGUUGUGUGUGUCCCAGAUGUUGAGGAGAGCUUGAUGAAGGAAGAACUCAAUACAACCAGAGAAGGUUACUAUGAUGCCUUCCCUGCACUUCUUGACAAGGAUGGAACAGAGACUCCCCAAACUCCCAAAGAAAAAUCAAAUACCACCGUCAUGACUGUCUGGCAUAAGAAGAAUGCCAAACUGUCACCUGCAACUUCUGAUGUCGAACAUGCUACACCAAGUGAGCUGAACCAAGAACGCCCUGCAUCUAACCCACAGCUGAGGCGAUCACAGUCUCGCGGGAGCAGUGGUGAAUCAGACGAAGGUCAGAAAGGGAGGAAACCAAGACAUAAAUCCAGGGAUCAUGGAACGUCGAGUCCUGGGCAAGAUCAACGAAAACCUGAUCACGAGAUCAAUAAGUAUGGAAGCAAGUCUGCAGAAUCCUAUAGCAAGGGUUCACGUGGACCACAGAGAUCUCAUUCCCAUAGCCAAAGGUACCGUAGCAAAAGUCAAGAGAAGUUUUCAGGAGGACGGAAUAAGUAUACCCCUCGUCCUUAUGUUUUCUACAAGUUGAAGUCAAAUCGAGAUCCGAAGGGUCAGUUUGGGAAGGAUGUCCACCAGCCGGGGAGGAACCGAGGCAGGCAGCCUGGGGCCGCUUUCUUUACUCCACGUUACCCAAUCUCACCAGCAAAGUUGGGGAAAGCACCAAAAUUCUCUGAUAGCCUAAAAAUCACCGAUGAUAUUCUUCGCCUUCUACAUGUCCGCCCGGAACAAGAGCAGUGGUUUGAUGAUUUGGUUUCCGGUACUUUUCCCCGUCAUCCGAUAAGAGUUGGUCACCAUCCACGCAAGCCUAGAGAUGACAAUGAUGAUGAUUUGUUCUUGUAUGAUGGGCCUAUCGAGACUGUUUUCCCACCAAGUGAGACUCGCCAGGGUAGGCUGUAUGAACGUCAUUCCUGCAGCAGUGUUGAUGAUUUGGUUAUGGCUGCACAUGUUACAGAUACAGUCACGACUGUGGACACCACUGACACACAGAAGUCGUCCCGGUUUCUACCGUUCAUACUCAGCAAAGAUGAUGAAAAAGACUUGGAUGAUUUUAAUAUUCGUCUGAGCCUCUCCAUGAUUGAGAAAGAUUCCGAAGGUUCUGAAGAUGAGAGUACACCGCGCCAGGAAGAAUGUCAACAACUUGCAGCUGAUACUGAUGCCCUUGUACCAGAGCUGGUUAAAACAGAGUCGUCAUAUUCUGAAGAUCAGUGUUGUAAACUGGGUGAUGUAAAUCUAAAUGAUCGUUGCAGGAAGCUGGUUGUAUCUUCGUGUGAUAGUGAUGAUACCUUGAAGACAUCAAGCAGCUCAGAUUCAGAAAGCACAGAAGAAGAUGAGUACGAUUUCAACAGAUUUACUGAGUUCAUCGAAAACAAAAAGAAGGGUAUGAAUGGGGUUGAAGCCCUGUCGGAUGGUAUGACUGAUAAGAGCCGCAGUGAGAAGUUAGCACUACAGAUAGAUGGCGCCCAAAGUCGUGGUAUAAGUCUUCUUCGGGAAUUGCAGCCGGAGAAUUCUGAUUGGUUGAGAGGUGAUGAGGAAUCUAGUGGAAGCGAUAACGAACAACGAUGUAGCCCCAGUCUUGCCAAAGAGGUAGCAGUGCCGUCUUUUGAGAUGAAAGAUGAUCUUCUAUCUGGAGCAAACGAACAAACAGAGAACUUGGUAACUGAAAAAGAAACAGGUUCAGUACAAUUAGGCGUCGAAAGUGAAGAGAAGUCUGACGGUGGAAGAGCUGGUAAAGAUGCAGAUGCUGUUGUAGAGGAGUUUAAUGACAAAGAUGUGAUUGAAACUGUCCUUGACGUUGGAACUGGAGGAAACGCUGGAGUAGAAGCUACCUGUGCUGAUCCUGAACCACAGGAAGGAGAGAUACCCAAAACUCAAACCGACCAGCAAGAAGUUGUAACACAUUAUGAAUUUCCAGAAAUUGCGGAAAUCAAACCAGACGAUGAAGAAGCAAGGCAUGAUGUAGCUGAUCUUAUAGAUCUCAAAGUUUCGAUGGAAUCCAAGAAAUCUUACAUUGAUGGUCUUGAGGAGAUGUUUGAAAAAUUGGGCGUCUUUGGUAAAGCGAUUGGAAACAUCUGUGAUGAGAUCAAGAAGAUUGAGGAUGUCAGUACCGCAGCUGAUGAUGUUGAGAAGAUUGAGUUGCCAAUACUCAAGACAGAAGACAGCGAACCAAGUGAUGUACCUUUGCUUAUUCAGUCUGAUGUGAAAGUGAAGAGGGUCGACAACUUAAGGAAACUGAACAAUCUGACAGUUGAUGCUGCAUUGUCGAAUAAACUUCAAGGGUCAACCCAGGAUACCAGCACCCUGUCUCCUAAUCGCUCGAGACUUGAUGGUUUCCCUACACUGUUGCCAAAGGAGGAAGAUGUUCCUGCGACUGUAGCUGCAGAUGAAGCAGACCAGUGUAUUGCUAAAAACUUUGUAAAUAUCGACCUCCAAGCUGAAGAUGGUUUUGCAAAGUUACAAGAAUUGUCUACAUUUCUCGAGUUCCGCGUUGAAGACAUCAAAGAGCUGCUCCCACAAGAGGAGUGUUCAGUAGUUUCAGUAGAAGAUACUGAAGUGGUUGAGGAUGUAGUGGCAUUGGAGCCUAAAUCUACCAGUUCAUUGAAGUCGAAUGUCCCGAGAUAUUUGAGUGACAAUAAGCAGAAUGAGAGUGUGGUGCUGUCGCAAAGCCGAGCUACAGAGAGCUCAGAUGAUGAUGUUAAAAUGCAGGUUUUCACAGUUCCCGCAUCAAGUUUUAAACAGAUGGGAGAUGUGUUCCUCACUAAGGAUGAUGUUGUGGUCAGGAUUGCGAAUAAUGAUUCUUCAGAUGAAGAUGCUACAGAUGAGUCGGACACUGAGAGUACCAGUACAACAACUGGAAGCGAUGGCUAUAGUGAGAUAUUAGGUGACUUGGAUUCUAUCCUUGCUGGCAUAAACAUCAGUUCGGAAGAUAUCACUGCAGAUAUGGCUGAAAAUAGUGUCCAGUUUCUGGAAGAUUUGAAGCUCCUGGAUGAGUCUUUGGAUACUAGUACAUCAACUGAUGAGAAUAGCGGGAGUGAUGCAGCAUGUCAUGGUGAUGCUUGGACUGUCUCUGAUGAAGAUGCAAAACAGUUUCCGAGCAGCCAAACUGAACCUGUUCACUCCGGCUUGCAGCUCAGUUUGUCUGACACGAGUGAUCAUGGAGAAUUGCCCCAACCAGAACCAGAGCACCCAAGGGGAGUCAUCGGUUGUGACAAUGCUUGGAGCAUCUCAGAAAAUGAGAUCCAAACAAAGCAGUACAAGCGGUUGAGUGACAACCAACAGGAGCAGAUACAACACCAUAGUUUACAUCGCAGCCAGUCUGAACGGAAAGAUCUGGGACUUUUGCCACUGGUGCACUGCAGCAGUGAAGUUAUGGGACAUGAUACUUGGAGCGUCACAGAAGAUACAGUCAGGCAAUCUAAUAACAACUUUGGACUCAACCCCGGCUUGCAUCGAAGUCGAUCAGAUCACAGUGACAUCCUGGGACAUGGCGAUACAUGGUCUGUCUCUGAGGAGGACACAAUCCAGACAAGGCAACUAAACAACAACCAAAGUACUCUAUCAGUUAUUCCCUCUGGCUUACAUCGUAGUUCAUCCAGUCGAAGUGACCAUGGGCUCCUGCCUCCUGUUAUAAACAUCAAUUCAAAUCUUGAUGUUUUGAAUACUGAAGUCACCGUAAGAGACCAUGACAGAACAGCUGACAGCGGCAUUUCACAAUAUGCAGAAGAGAACUGUGAGAUGGCUGAGAAUAUUGCCCUUGCGACUUGUGGAAACCUGAGUUCUGAUGGUGACUCGUGCUCUGAGAUGUCUGAUAGCCCCUGUCUUGAUAGUCCUGAGCAGACACCACUUGCCAAACAUAUUGCUGCUCUUACAAGGCGAAGACAUCCAGGGAUAGGGAAGAAAUGGCCGCCUGCAUCUGCAAAAGAAAGUCAAGAUGACGGAUAUGGUGAAGGGCAGGUCUGCCCUGAACAAGAUAAUGCCAAGAAUCUGUUGCAAGUGGAUAAUGAGCCUUGGAAUAGAAGUAAUGUCAGUCAAACAUAUUUAGGUUCUCCGAGGAAUCCUGACGUUGCCACCUGGGGAUCGAUGUCUGAAACCACUGGGAGUGUGCCGACGUCAAAAGACCACAGUCCAUGGCCAACCCUUGAUAACAUGUUCAGUGCGGAGAACAGCAACUGGCAGGAUCGUAGUACACCAAGUCUCUCGUCAUCCUCAUCACACAGCAUGCGAAGAGUGGAUGCAGAUUGGCAGAGUCUUCAACUCAACACAUCAGAGAACACUGGCAUAGGGGAGCCUCUCUAUGUCAACGUCAAUGAUGUCUCUUUGGAUAACAGUAGCGAUACAUUGUAUUAUCUACCUAGUUUAUCUGAUUCUCCUAAAGUUGAGGAUCUCUUGGCUGAAGCUAGUAGUAUGCUGGAUAGCAUGGAUCACGAACGCUUUCAUCAGCUUCUAGUUGACAUCGAGAACCAGAGUGAGAGUGAAGCAGAUAACAUGGGUGACUUUAGUGAAGCUUUGCAGAAGUUGGCUGUAAAUGAAGGCAACUAUACUGUCUUACAAGAGCUGGAUAAGUUGUUUCAGACUUAUAUGCACGCCGAGGGUCUGUCCGAUGAUGAUAAGCUACUGAUGGAUGCUGUUGAUGAUCUGGCACAAUUCACUGAACAGGAUCCCAAUCGGUGUAUGUCCCCUGGAGGGGAAGAAUACUCGGGCCAUGAUGAUCAGUGUGACAAGAAGCAUACUGCCCCCGGUAAUGUCGGCCAGGGAGAUCCAACAUAUAAUCUAUGGAAUAACUCGGGCAAGGAGAUCUCGGGGCAUCUCAAUUGGUACAUCGGCGGAGAGGAUUCUCUUGGUAAUCUAAACAAGGGUCACAGUUGCAGUGAUAUUGCAUAUUGGUCGGACACGGAACUGAUAGAUGAAAAGCCAGACUUGGUCAUCCAUACGUCGGCAUCAUACGGACAGCUAUCAAGUCUUUCAAGAAAGAGAUCCAGACACCACCACACAACCCCAGGUUCUUACAUUGGUUUACCUCACAGCCAAAGUGCCAAUCUCCAGCCGUCGGAAUUCUCCGCCUUCAAAGAUAAGAUACCAGAGAAGAUGUCACAUGUACGAAGUGAACCACAUCUUGCUUCCCGAAGUCGUAGGAUCCAGGCAAACUUUAAAAGUGACAGCGACUUGCUAAAUAAAACUGCCCCAGUCAUCACAUUGCAGAAGGAGACGAAGGCUACGAUUGGUGAAGGAUACAACAAGAAUAAGUCUGACAGCAACGAUCUUGUUAUUUCACCGAAAACUCAUUUCCGUCCAAUUCACUCUCUGACACAUGAACCUGAUGUUGGUGGAUAUAAUGCCAAUGCAGCAACUGAGGCCACUGCCCAAGCAGCUAUUGGAACAGCCAUACAGCAUGUCGAGAAACCACCGUUGUUUUCAUUUUCGCCAGACCCAAAUGAAGACUACCAGCUGUUUGUUACAUCGGAUAGCGAGGGUGAGACAUCAUUUGUACCCAAGUUCAAGGUGAAAUUGGAUGGUCAGAAAUGGUCGCAGACGGAUAAACCUAAGAAAGGUCGAGCAGUAGGAGAAGGGAAGGUCAAGACAACUGGAAGCUUCACGGAUGAUUGCAUAGAAACUUGUCGCAAGAAAUUGGAACAGUGCUCUCAGGAAAUACUUUUGCAAUGUAAGAAACAUGUGAAAAGACAGUUGACAGGGGCGAUUUUAGAGGAGGAGGAUUUGAGUGUUUGCCAACAGGGAGACGAUUCAGCAAGCUUUGAUGAUUCAGCAGCCGAUGGAAGGAUUGUUACCUCUGAUGAGAUUAGUAUCUGUGAUCAAAACGGAAACAUUGGUGAGACUUGUUCGGAACAAACAGAAGAUUCUCCGGAAAGUGAGAAAACUGAUGUUGUUUUGUCUUGUCAUGACCGAGACUGUUUCUGCCCCGAAUGUGGGUUAGAGCGCCAGGUGGCAGCACCUGAGCCAUAUUGGUCGAGUGCCAAGAGUUUCUACUCCUGCACUGGCCUGGGAAUGGACAAAGAAAUAGUUGAAAAUCGCGAUGGGGAAUCGUUACAAGGAGGCAGUGUUGAGUUAGGUCAAAAUGUAAAUAAAUUCAAUGUUCAGGAUAAACAAUGUUGCGACUUGGAAUGCAAAGGUAUCGAAACAGAUACAGCUGAUUCCUGCAGUGAUGCAGGUUUAGGAAAUGAACAAGAUUUGGGUUGUGAUAAACGCAAAGAUGUCGAGUACCUUGACAUAAUGGCAUUGUGCAAUACAGUUGACUUGAUGCAGGUUGGAGAUGAGAGUCCCCGGGAUGCGUUGUCAAGUGGAAAGGAUGAGGAUAUGGCGAAACCAGUGAUCUCAACUGAGGUGGACAGUGGUGUGACUUCACCACAGGUUCCUGUACAAGAUGUUGCUGAUAUUUGGGCAGCAGCAACCGACUUUCACAUAUUUACGAGUACAGCUGAAGCGGUAACAAAGAAAUAUAGCAUUUGGAGUGUCGGAAGUGAUAUCGGUCUUCCUAGUUUGCCCGCAGAUGUCUCCGAUGAGUUGAUCAUACCGGGAUGUUUCAUCAGUGGUGCUAAUAAUACUCUCAAGGAGAAACCCUGCUCAGAGGACACAACGUCUGAUGGAGCCAAGGAGGAACCUUACAUACUCAUGGAGGAUGAAGCCUUCUCUUUAGAUCAGCCUUCAUAUGAUAAUGAAGACUUUGAUCUGUCCUUUAUCCAACCACCACACAGACCGAGGGCGUUCUAUUCGUCUGAAUUAGAGGAAGUUUGGAUGCGGACACCUGAUUUCUCCGACUCCUGGUACAGCAGGAGGAAGAGGAGGUCCCGUUCAGGUUCCAUCUCCAACAAACCAUGUAGUUUCUACAUGGAGGGCAACUGUCGUCGGGCAGAUUGCCGAUUCUCGCACGAUCUGUCUUCCAUCACGUGUCGCUUCUGGGAGAGAGGUGAAUGCUUCAAAGGAGUCACCUGCCCUUUCAUGCAUGCUUAUAACAGUUCCGAAAAGAAGUCGUCCACCAAACCGGAGUCAUUGACUCUUGAAAAUAAAGAGCAAGAUUUCCCCAAGUUAUCCCAGGAAUCAAAAUCAGAUGAUGAGAAGUCAUCAUAGGUAUCGUAGAAAUCGAGCGGCCAACCAAAUCCAUCGUCAAUGAAGACGGAGCAAGCCACAGAUAAAGACAGAAGAUUUCAAUCAUCUUUUCUUGGGAUACUACAGGGUCAUGUCCAGUUCAUUCAUAAAAACAAAAAAAAUCUAAGAUUAAAAACUCAAUCAUUCAGUUUCUCUUUCAUCAGGUUUGUUUUAUAAAAAAAAGUUGUUGAUGAUGGUUUGUCAGGUAGGCAUUGUCUUUAAUGUGUUGCUGUCUUUCUGAGUGCGUGUAUCAUCAAGUAUGGAUCGCCAGAAGUUAUAGGGGAAUUUUCUAUUCUUGUUUGAACUUUUUGAGGGGAAAAUUUAUGAAUAGGAUUGUCAACCAAAGUUCUUAUGAAGAUUGGUUACAGAGCAGUUGCUUCGAUAUUUCUACUGCAACACUAAUGAUGGGACUUUGGUGACUUCAUACCCUCCCCUUCUUCAAUUUCUACAUCAACAGUGCAUUUUUGGCUUUCCAAUAUGAAAUUGCACGGUGUGUCUUGAGAUAAUUGUAUAAUAGUGUGUGAAAUGUUGAGUUUUAUGAGCAUUUACACACGUAUCUAUACAUCCAAUAAAAUAAGUGGUCUGGCACUAUUGGAUAUAAAUUUGUUAUUUCUUGUUGUCAAAGAUGGAUAAAAACUGGGUUGUUAUUGUUUCUCUCCUGUUGAAAAUCCUGUUUAAUAUUAGUGUGCUUGUUCUGGCCUGAUUUCAGAUAAAAAUUGACAUACAUAUGUGUUCAUGAAUGGUUGAAAUAAGAAAAAAAUUCAGAAAAAAAUCAAUUGUUUUGAUUGUUUGUGGGUGUAACCAAGGUAACUAAACCAAUUAAACAUAAACUAAAUGCUAUUGGAGUUUAUUCUUCUCAGUGUGAUUGUUUGUACAGUGUAAAUUCUCAUCUCUCAAUGCCUAUCUGACAGCCAUGAUAAAAAAAGUUUUUUCACUUUUGUAUUCACUGCAGUUAAAGUGUAGAGGAAUUUCCAUACAUUGUAUUAUCUUAGUCUAGUUUUCAUGUCAUCUCAUUCGAAUCCUCCUAAAAGCAAAAAAAAACAACCGAUAAGAAUCAUUCCACACAAUGAGUGUGUAAACUUAUGGACUGGAGGCAUCGAUUAAAAUACGGUGCAAUGGGUGUCUUAACGCGUCCACGAUAUCUCAGUGAGGACUCUCCACUCCACAUGUACAUGUAAACUGCUAUGUCACUUACUGCGCUAACGCUCCCUGGGGUAAAGUCCCACGCAAGCAAAUUGCUGUUGUUUUAAAAAAAGAUUAUAUCGCAUUCAUAUUCAAUAGUCCUUCUCUUAGUCGAAUUCAGAUCUCUUCAAAGGGGAAAUUACUUAUGCAAAUUAAUGGUGUGGGGUCGAACUGAGUUUUAUCACUCAACUUGUGAUGAUAGGCAUCUUCCAUCAAGUUGAAUGCCUGUCUGCUUGGAUCACUCCUCAUUCUUAUCUAGUCGAUGUUCAGAUCAGUUUAGUUUGAACAGGUUCACUCGCAGCCACAGCCAUAUCUUUUCCAUAAAUACCAUCAUCAUCAUCUCUUCAAAAUCUUAAGCGCUGCACAAAUGAACUGCAACCUGUGAUUACACUUCUGUGCUGGUUGUCUUUUCAUAGUGUGCAUUUCAAUUUGUUUCAUCUGCUUGCCAGUUUGGGCAUAGUUUGCUGUCAACAGGCAGCUAAAAAAAGUUAUUGUUUGAUUUUCGUCAAUAAUAUUCAUCAUUAAAGGAGAUUUAGUGAAUGUCCUUCAAUUAGAAAGGACGUAUUUUUCCCACGUACAUUGUAUCUUUCGCCAAAGUAAUUCAUCUUUGAAAAUACUGCUCCAAGCUCAGAAGUUGUUAUGGAAUAAAUGUCACAACUUGGUAAUUAUUUAUAAAGGUACUUAUGUCAACAACAACAAAAAGGUGCUUUGAAGUUUCGAAUAGACACCAGUUUGAUUUUCGUGUACAAUAGUUUAUGUUUGUGUGUAACAUGUACAUUUCCUCCCUUUGGGCUGAGCAGUCAGCUCCUCUCUGACUUGUUACAGCAGCUAAACCAUCAAGCUACACUUUCACCUCACUUCAAAAAUGUAAAGAUGUCGACAGCUUGCAAGGUAUUUUGUCGUCAUUAUAAAGUUGUCAAACGACAGGCCAGCCCCCUUUGUGUUAGCUUACGUUGUUGUCAUUGUCAGUUUCAGCCGUUUUGGCCAUUGUACAAUUUACAUUUCAUGUAUUCUCAAUCCUCCAUACCUGAUAAUUAUCAGCCGGGGUAUUUUGAUUUUAGUUAAAGUUGUUGGAACAUGGCCAAAAAGAGGCUUACCAUUCAUGCCGCCUGAAAGGAAUCAAGCCAUUUUUACUUGAGGGGGUGAGUUUGUUGGGUCAUGGAUCAAGGAACUUUGCUAAAGUGUUAAGUCUUGUCACAUCAGUGUAUUCCUUUUCAAAAAUGUCAUGGUUUGAGUUGUAUGUCAGUAGUUUUUCCCUUCAGGUCGUUUAAUUGAUUCAACUAUAGGCUAGCUUCUAAGCCAUUUUCAUUUUAGCCUUGCCUUUUUCAUUGAUCUAAGUGUAUUGCUCCAACCUGCAUGUCAAUUCUUUCCUGUCACAAUCUUUUAUACUUUUGGUAUGCAGUAAUUGCGUGUUUGUCUAUUUAUUGUUUCACCCUGUAUAAAUGUUCAUCACGGAAAACUUGAUCCUGCAUCAUCAACAGUUUUGGGUAACAACUACUAAAUUUUUGUUGAAAAGAUUUUUAGUUUUCCCGAUAUCUGACAAAAAAGCAUCUUGACACCCAAGGUUUUGAGAUAGCUGAGUCACCCGAAUAUUUGUGAUGCCACUAUUCAAUUAAAGGUAGUUUCCAACGUUGAUAUUUGUAACCAAGAGCAGUGUCGUGUAGAGGUCUCUUGAUAAAAACCAUGUUUAUCCUGUCUCAACCAGCUGAACUAAAAAUUAGCUGCAAAUAAUUCAUAGGGGCCGAUGAUUCCGUUACCUAAAAGAGGCCUACUCAGGUUGUUUAGGUUCUGGUUGUCAAAACACUUGCACAAUAGAAAUGAUUUCCAAACUUUUUGUCAGCGUAAGAGUCUUGGGAAUUGAUAUGAAGUCGAUCAUAACCAAUCUGUGGGAUAUUUUAACAUACUUUUGAAGAGUAUUUCAUCAGAUAAGCAUCAAUAACCAUGGUGCAGUCUGCCGACGUCUGCUUCAAUCACCAAUUCACUGGUCGUCAUGUAUCAUUCAACAUGGAGACCACCAAAAGUCUUGCAGUACUAAAAUUAGUUAAAGAAUGUGCUGUGAGCUUGGUGACUGAAUUAGAUAUGUUAUCGUUGUGGAAUUAUUGUAAAAGUAAAAAAGACUCUUUGAAAACUUGCCUCAAAAAACUUCUCAGACCGAGAUCUUGUUGUCUGAAUUUUACUAAUCUCACUCAACACCAAUUCUGGUAUGUUUUAAAAAAAUAUCAUUGCAGGGCUAGAUGAGGUGUAAGAUCUGAUCCUGGCCUGGCCUGGCCUGGUAUCAUAACAUUCUAGAAAUUAUUUUAUCCUGGACAAUAUAGGGUGGUAAACCUUUCACAGCUGUUAAACUUGGUCAUGUUUACUUGUUUUGACAACUUCUGACAAGAUAGUGGUCUCCCCAGUGAAUAUUCUGUAAUCUGGUAUUAGUGUAGGACAUUGGGUGAUAUGAAUAAAGACCAGCAAAUGCUUUUAUCUAAAACUCCAUGUACAUUUACACUAGGCCUUUCUGUACAAAAUUGUAGUAAAAGCAUUUACUUGUCUUUAUUCAUAUCGCCCAAUGUGUGGUAUUGACACUUACGGAGUACAUGAUUCCCACUCACAUAUUUAAAGCCGAAUCUGUUGUCUACAUUAAUGACCAAAUAAACACUUUUGUGCAGGGGUUGAUACCACUCUGUUUUGGGGAUGUUAAAAAUGUUAAAGACCUGUGAAAGAAUCAUUGUAAGAUACAAAACUGACAUUAUUUAUUGAGAAUAAAAAAGAGAAAACCCA